AAUUAGCAUAACAGAGACAUUAAGUGAUGAAAAUCAUGACGAAUAUGAUAACAAUCAUGUAACUAAUAGCAUGCUAUCUAAAGAUAGAAAUGAAAGUGAUAGUGCUACAACUCAAAUAACUUAUGAUAUGCCAUCUGAAGAUAGUUAUGAACGUAAUAAUGAUAUAACUCAUAGUAUGCCAUCUGGAAUAAAUCAAUUAUCAAAACCAAAUCUUAAAGAUCUUCAACUUGUACCUAUUAACAAGGCACCUGGAAAAAGCAAUUUUAUUGGAUAUUUAGUAUUACGACAUGCAAUUACAGAAGCAUUGCACAAGCAAAAACUACAACAAGAUCCCAAACAACAAAAUAUUGAUCAAGUAUUCCAAAAAAUCAUAACAAAUGAUCCCAAACAAAAAACAAUUCGAGAUCAAAAGUUUGUUAGUAUGUUGGUUAAGGAUCAAUUGCCUAUAAAUAUACAAGAAGGAACUGGCUUUAAUGAAUUUUUAGCAGAGUUUGAUCCUAAUUACCAGUUGCCUAGUGAAAGACUCUGUCAAAGAUUACUCACAGAUGCUUUUUUAAGUUCUAAAAAGAACCUUAAAAAAAUACUUAAUAUAAAUGCUAUAUCUUGUUCUUUAACUUGUGAUCUGUGGACGGAACGUAACC
This is a messenger RNA of Racocetra fulgida, 641 nucleotides long. The record is from the annotation of a GenBank genome assembly. NCBI's taxonomy places the organism in Eukaryota, Fungi, Glomeromycota, Glomeromycetes, Diversisporales, Gigasporaceae.